Molecule: messenger RNA, 805 nt
Organism: Linum trigynum
Lineage: Eukaryota; Viridiplantae; Streptophyta; Magnoliopsida; Malpighiales; Linaceae
Source: the annotation of a GenBank genome assembly
GGACAAGAACUAGGACGCAAGCGGAUUUUAUCUCACUAGUUUAAUUUCUUCCUAAUCGCCAAGUUCAUCAUCGUCGGCGGGAAGCGAAAUUCUGACGGAAGUAACAAUGAGAUCUUCGUCCGGUGCGCACUCCGAUUUCUUCUUCUCCUCUCUCAGACAGGCUGAGAAAAGACUGAAGCUUGAAGCAAGCAGUAGUGAGCAGGAACAAAAGCGAGAACGAGGCUCUAACGACCCAACUCAAUCUCUAAGCACGCCAAUUUAUAUCCACCAAGCCCAACCACACCCCGCCGCCGCCAACAGCUCAGCGGAUCUUCAAGAAAGCAGCGAGGCACCAUCGGCUUUUCUUCCAUCUCCGUCACAUUCGUCGCCGCCCCGUGAAAACCACACACGAGAAGGCUCGAGCGUCGGCGGCGUUUCAUCAGGCGGUGCGGAUGAUAUCGAGGUGAUGAUGCAGGUGUUGGGUUUGUCAGAGUCGGAUGUCGGAACAAGAAGCGCUUUGCGGGCAAUUGACGAUGAGGAGAAAAGGAUUCGUCGGGAUGGAUUUUACAAGAAGAAUUUGGGGGUUAAGAGUGAAGAAGAAGUUAGGAGACUUGAUGGAUGGAUCGAUUGGUAUAUGGGGGAUGGAGCGGCGGACGGGCACAAGGAGCCCUUCAGGUUGGCUCUUUUGCUUCUGGGUAAGGCUGCUUUGAACUCAGAGAAUGGCUUGGAGUUUCCUUCAGCCAUUGAUGAAUAUUUGAAGGUUGAUCCACCUCAAAAGGACUAGAGAUGUUCUUAGAAUGCAACAUUGAAGUUGAAAGUGACUACU